CCCUCCCUGAUUUUUUCCUCUCCUCUUGUUGUCAGUUGUUCAUUCUUAUUAGGAAAAGAGGGAGGUUUGCAGUUGGAUAGAGGGAUGCUCCUCUCUUGGCUUAAGUUGUCAAGGUGAAAAUAAACUUUUUCGUUCUCCUCCUCAGCUGUAAGCAGCCACCUGGACUCCACAAUUUUUUGUUUUCCAACUUUAAUUUUUUUUUUUUUACUUCGUGAUCGGUUAUUCCCAGCCGCCUGCUUCAGCCCCGCUGGGUCGCGAUAGAAAACAAGAAGGAGGAUGGAGACGAGCCCCAUCCCGGUGGUGACGGUCCAAACCGCUCCCUUUGAGGACCAGCGGCCCGGCACCAACGGGCUGCGGAGGAAGACUGCGGUGUUUGAGGGGAAGAAGAACUACCUGCAGAACUACAUCCAGAGCCUCCUGUCCUCCAUCGACCUGCGGGACAGACAGGGCUGCACCAUGGUGGUGGGCAGCGACGGUCGCUACUUCAGCCGGGCUGCCAUCGAGGUGAUAGUGCAGAUGGCAGCUGCCAAUGGGAUUGGUCGUCUGGUAAUCGGUCUCAAUGGCCUUCUUUCCACACCUGCUGUGUCAUGCAUCAUAAGGAAAAUCAAGGCAAUUGGUGGAAUUAUUCUCACGGCGAGCCACAACCCCGGAGGUCCUGGCGGAGACUUUGGAAUUAAGUUCAACGUGGCUAACGGAGGGCCGUCUACUGACACGGUGAUGGAGAGAAUCUCUCAGGUGAGUCGGACUCUGGAGGAGUAUGCCAUCUGCCCAGAACUGCGCAUUGAUCUCUCAAGGCUUGGAAGACAAGAGUUUGAUCUUGAGAACAAGUUCAAACCUUUUAGAGUGGAGAUUGUAGACUCAGUUGAAGUCUACCUCCAAAUGCUGCGAAACAUCUUUGACUUUUCUGCCAUUAAAAGUCUCCUCACAGGACCAGAUCAGCUGAAGAUACACAUAGAUGCCAUGAAUGGAGUGAUGGGUCCCUAUGUAAGAAGGAUUCUGUGCGACGAGCUUGGGGCACCGGCCAAUUCUGCUGUCAACUGCGUCCCCCUAGAGGACUUUGGUGGUCGACCACCGGAGCCUAACCUGACCUACGCCACCUCUCUGGUAGACGCUAUGAAAGGGGGCGAGUUUGGAUUUGGAGCGGCAUUUGAUGCAGAUGGGGACCGGUACAUGAUCCUCGGAGAAAACGGCUUCUUUGUGAACCCUUCGGACUCAGUUGCAGUCAUAGCUGCGAACCUCUCCACCAUCCCUUAUUUCAGACAACAUGGCGCCAGAGGCUUUGCUAGGAGUAUGGCCACCAGCGCAGCCCUCGACAGGGUAGCCAAAGCCAUGAAGCUGGCCCUUUAUGAGACUCCCACAGGCUGGAGGUACUUUGGGAACCUGAUGGAUUCUGGGCGCUGUUCCCUAUGUGGGGAGGAGAGCUUUGGAACUGGUUCUGACCACAUUCGUGAGAAAGAUGGUCUGUGGUCAGUGUUGGCAUGGUUGUCCAUCAUAGCAGCCAGGAAACAAGGCGUGGAGCAGAUUGUCAGGGAACACUGGGCCAGAUUUGGACGCAACUACUUCUGCAGGUUUGACUAUGAAGGCUUGGACCCACGUGCAGCCUUUUACCUGACGAGGGAUCUAGAGACCGUAAUCUCAGACAAGGCUUUCAGCAAUCAGAAGUUUGCUGUUGGAGAUCAUGUCUACAGCGUGGAGAAGGCAGAGAACUUUGAGUACAUUGACCCAGUGGACGGGACAGUCGCUCGGAACCAGGGUCUCCAUCACAGAGGGGGGAGGAAGUAGGUGCGCAGAGACAAACGCGUUCGAACAGAAAUGUGCCAGACAAUGCUUGGAGGAUUUACACUGCAGUUGCAUGGCAGCAUUUCUGUUGUUGGCUACUGAAUUCAUCUGGCAUUGUCUGCAUAUCAGACAGAGAACGGAUGGAUUUAAGCCCCUUGAUCAGCUGUCUGUUUUUGGGAAAUGUGGCACCGACAUGUUCAUCUUUCAGUUCUCAUCUCCACUUUUCUUCAAAAGAUAAAUUUAUAAUCAACUUGUCUUAGAUGAAAGCAUUUGCAUUACGCGGGUCAGCUUUUUUUUAUGUUUACUUGAUUUGUAGUUGUUCACCUGGAUGUUUUAAGUUAAUCACCAUAAGGUUGCAAAAUCUCUCAGCAAGUCAUUGUAGCUACAUGGGUACUAAAAGCAGAGAACACUCUGACUUUCUUUCAACAACUAGAUUUUUUGUCCUGCCUCUUAAGUCAUAGCAUGCAUUAGUUAGAGUUGUCAAUUGGGUGGACAGCCUGGUCUGGGUAUGUGUGCUUCUGUGCCAAACUCUUUCCAUUUUCAGAUAUUGGACUGAGCAGUGCUCUGUGAAGUGUUCAAAGCUAGUUUUUUUUUCUACCUAACCCAGCUUUAGACUUCUCUACAACGUUCUCCCUGAGAUGUCUGCUGUGUUCCUUGAUCUUUCUGAUGCUGCUUGUUCGCUAAUGUUCUCUAACAAACCUCUGAGAUGUAAACUGAGAUUACAUGACACACAAGUAGGCUUUAUUUACAAUUUUUGUGCCUGGUGAAGGGUGCUUUCAUACACAAUUGGUUGCACUAGAUUUUAUUUAUAGUAUCAGGGUAAGGUGGGGAAGACUUCUCAAAAUUUUGUCCGUAAAAACACAAAAUCCCAAUUGAACACAUUGAAAGAUGUGGUUGUAACAUGACAAAAUGUGGAAAAUCUUGAUGGGGUGUGAAUAUCUUUUGAAAAAUCCACAUCAUUUAAAGACGUAGCCUCUGAGCACUGCAGCAGAUCGUGUUUUUAACAAGCAUUAGUCUGACGGCCCGCUGAUAACUGCUGCUCUAUUGUUAGAGAUGAGCCGGCACACUCCCAGAUACAGACAGACAGGCGGACAUCUCUCAUUAUCACUGACUCUCUUUUAACAUUUGCUUCCACUUCCCUCCUAACAUCCAGAGUCAUGAUAAAGGACAGAAACCGGAGUUUUCCAGAGGUUUCUGUUUAUCAGCGAAGGGUCUAAAAUGUUCUCCCCUCAUUGACUGCUUGGAGAGCCCAUGUGACUUUUGUUCUAAAAAUAAUCCAUAAAACUGAACUGAACUGUUGUUACAUUUUGAUGCCUGAGGUGGGGAAUAUUGUUGACAAAUCUUUGAAAAGCUAACAGAUGAAAUAAAGGUAUUCUGUUGUUAAACUUAUCAGCACAGAAACAAAUGUUGAAGUUCUUACAAUUUUCUUUCUCAAAUAUAGCACUUUAAGUUUAUAGUAUAGUACUGCAUAGUAACUUUAUGUUACUAUGCAGGGGAUAUGGUUAACUAACCUAUCACAGUAAAAUCCUGUUUGCUCAAUAGAUGACGACAACAAACUACGGGUCACUGAAUGUUCUUUUCUCAAAAAAAAAAGAAAAAAAAAAACUGGAGUUAGUUCAGUAGCUCCAAAAAAUCUGGCAUCAUCGUUGAAAUUUUUUUAAGACCAUAUCAUUUUAAAAUAUUGCUGUGUUUAACUGCUGAACAUGGUUAAAAAUGACUCACUCCCAACAAACGGCACAGUGACAGCGACAUCUAGAGGAAAUUUGCUUCCAAUGCACAUCAGGGAGGCAACUGUAAAAAUAGAUAUAAGGAAUCCUGGUUAAAGUGCAUUUAUUUAUAUAUGUUCUGUAAAUUGAAUUAUAUACUGUAGCUAACCAAAGAAAAUUACCUAAAUAUUA
This is a messenger RNA of Xiphophorus couchianus (Monterrey platyfish), 3677 nucleotides long. It is a transcript of the gene pgm5, whose product is annotated as phosphoglucomutase 5. Gene Ontology annotation, cellular component: cytosol; sarcolemma; adherens junction. The record is from RefSeq and is a predicted model, not a curated record. The coding region runs from base 277 to 1782 and encodes 501 amino acids. Lineage: Eukaryota; Metazoa; Chordata; Actinopteri; Cyprinodontiformes; Poeciliidae. Gene Ontology annotation, molecular function: phosphoglucomutase activity; magnesium ion binding. Gene Ontology annotation, biological process: myofibril assembly; carbohydrate metabolic process; striated muscle tissue development. The transcript is spliced from 10 exons.